AUGACAGAUGAUUGGUGGAUUACAUAUGGAGGAAUCGAUACCCCAAACCUACAAAAAUUUGCAAUAAGGGUAUUGAGUCUUACUUGUUCUGCUUCCCCGUGUGAGCGAAACUGGAGCACAUUUCAGAAUUUGCAUUCAAAGAAGCGAAAUCGCAUAAAGCAACAAAAAUUGAAUGAUAGCGUCUUUAUUCAAUACAACAAGAAAUUGGAACGUCGAUACAAAGAAAUCAGUCAAUAUAAUGAUGAUCCGAAAGCUCAUGAUCCCAUUUUUCUGGAUGAGCGUGAUGACAAUGAUGAAUGGUUGGCUUUAGAGAAUUUGGAUGACUUGGUUGUACAAGGAGAUAAUGUUAUUUUGGAUGAUUUGCAAGAUAUUGUUGGUGAAAAAGGUAUGCCAGUUGUUGGUAAAAGUGCUUGUAUCUCCCGACGCAAAUCUACUUAUCCAACUGACUCUGAAUAUAGUGGAUAUGAUACUGAUGACUUGAUGUUGGACUCUAAUUAUGGACUACUUGGUGGAGAUGAUGGAGCUACGGAAGAUUAUGAUAUCUAUGAUGAAUCGAAUGAUUUUGAUUAAAAUUGUAAUGUCCAUGUUUAAUUAUGUUUCCAGAUUGUGAACUUUAAAGUUGUGAAUUCUCCCAUUUUUCCAAUUUGAACUUCAUACGACGACUCUUAUGUUUUGAAUGAACUUGUUUGUUUUUCUAAAA
This is a messenger RNA of Papaver somniferum (opium poppy), 700 nucleotides long. RefSeq lists its product as uncharacterized. The transcript has 2 exons. Gene Ontology annotation, molecular function: protein dimerization activity. The record is from RefSeq and is a predicted model, not a curated record. Bases 1 to 570 code for a protein of 189 amino acids. Lineage: Eukaryota; Viridiplantae; Streptophyta; Magnoliopsida; Ranunculales; Papaveraceae.